Calidris pugnax (ruff) is the source of this 4712-nucleotide messenger RNA. It is a transcript of the gene RAB11FIP3, whose product is annotated as RAB11 family interacting protein 3 (class II). The transcript has 15 exons. Gene Ontology annotation, biological process: regulation of cytokinesis; endocytic recycling. The record is from RefSeq and is a predicted model, not a curated record. NCBI's taxonomy places the organism in Eukaryota, Metazoa, Chordata, Aves, Charadriiformes, Scolopacidae. Gene Ontology annotation, cellular component: recycling endosome membrane; endocytic vesicle; midbody. Gene Ontology annotation, molecular function: calcium ion binding. The coding region runs from base 73 to 2094 and encodes 673 amino acids.
GGCGGCGGGGUAUGGCUACCGGGUGGUGGUUGUGGCGGGGCGGGCGGCGGGCGCUGAGCGCCUCCGGUGAACAUGGAGCCGCGUCCGCCGGCGGCCGAGCCCGGACCCGAGCCCCUGCUCCCCCGGGGGCCGCGGCGGGACGGGCCGGAGCCGGAGCUGGAGCCGGAUCUCUGGGCACCUGAGGCCGCCGAGCCCGCCCCGGGGCCGCCGCCGUGGUCCCUGCCGGAGGAGGAGGGGGGCUGCCCGCCCGCGGAGGGCCCCGCCGAGCCCCCGGCCCCUUGUGAAGAGGAGGAGGAGGAGGAGCCGCGCCUCCGCCCUGUCUUCGACGCCCUGGACCGGGAUGGUGAUGGCUUCGUGCGGGUGGAGGAGUUCGUCCAGUUCGCCACGGCCUACGGCGCCGAGCAGGUAAAGGACCUAACGAAGUACCUCGAUCCGAGUGGACUUGGAGUCAUCAGCUUCGAAGAUUUCCUUCGGGGGAUCAGAGCUAUCAAAAAUGGAGAUCCCGACAGCCAGUUGUAUGAUAUGGGAUAUACCCCUGAGGAGGAAGCCCCGGCCUGUCCUGAUGAGUUUGAUGACUUUGUCACGUUUGAGGCAAAUGAGGUGACUGACAGUGCUUACAUGGGCUCCGAGAGCACCUACAGCGAGUGCGAGACCUUCACGGACGAAGACACCAGCACCCUCGUGCACCACGAGAUGCACGACGAGGUAGAAACGGACAGUGCCAUCGACUCCACCGUGCACUCGGAAUUCACCGACCCCAUCGAGGAGCCGGAGCACGGGUCUCAUCCCCACGACCUGCCCCUGGGCUCGGACCUGGGCCACUCCAUCGUGACGGUCAUAAGCGGAGAGGAGCACUUUGAGGAUUACGGGGAAGGGAACGAAGCGGAUUUGUUCGCGGACGGCUUGUGUAAUGGGGAAAGCAGCUUUAGCAGCUCCUCCUUCCUCUCUCCCAGCACCAAUCCGCUCGCUGCGAAACUGCACAGCAUUAUCGCAGAUGAAGCUUUUGAGUUUUACUGUAGCCAGUGCCACAAACAAAUCAACCGCCUCGAGGAUCUUUCUGCUCGCCUGAAUGAUCUUGAAAUGAAUAGUCCCAAUAAAAGACUCUCAAGCAAGAAGGUGGCAAGACAGUUGCAUCAGACCAGCGCGCUGGCCGUGGGGGUGAUGGAGGACUCUUACCGGGACACGCUGGAGUGUACAGAAGAGGACAUCACGGACAAGGUGGUCUUUCUGGAGAAGCGGGUGACGGAGCUGGAGAAGGACACGGCUGCUAAUGGUGAGCAGCACAGCCGCCUCAAGCAGGAAAACCUGCAGCUCGUGCACAGAGCCAACGCUCUCGAGGAACAGCUGAAGGAGCAGGAGCUGAGGGCCGACCAGACCCUCCUGGAGGAGAUCAAGAAGCAGAGGGAACUGCUGAGCAAAAUGGAGAGGGAGAAGAGCAUCGAGAUUGAGAACCUGCAGGCCAGGCUGCAGCAGCUGGAUGAUGAGAACAGCGAGCUGAGAUCCUGUGUCCCUUGUUUAAAAGCCAACAUUGAGAGGCUGGAGGAGGAGAAGCAGAAGCUGCUGGAUGAGAUCGAGGACCUCACGGUGCAGCUGACGGAGGAGCAGGAGAAAAAGAGGAAGAUGGGGGACAAGCUGAGUCAGGAGAGGCACCAGUUUCAGAAGGAGAAGGAGUCGACGCAGGAGCUCAUUGAGGACCUCAGGAAACAGCUGGAGCACUUGCAGCUCUUCAAACUGGAAGCGGAGCAGCGGAGAGGCCGGAGCAGCAGCGUGGGGCUCCAGGAGUACAACAGCAGGACGCGGGAAACCGAGCUGGAGCAAGAGAUCAAGCAGCUCAAGCAGGACAACAGGAACCUGAAGGAGCAGAACGACGAGCUGAACGGACAGAUCAUUAACUUGAGCAUCCAGGGAGCCAAGAACCUCUUCUCAGCCUCCUUCUCUGAAUCCCUGGCAGCGGAGAUCAGCUCGGUCUCCAGAGAUGAGCUCAUGGAAGCCAUUCAGAAGCAAGAGGAGAUCAACUUCCGCCUGCAGGACUACAUCGACAGGAUCAUCGUGGCCAUCAUGGAGACCAAUCCCUCCAUCCUGGAAGUGAAGUAAGGGCGAGCCGAGAGCCGCCGGCUGUGCGCUCGUCCACGGGUGUGGAUUUGGUGCUCUGAGAGGAUGAAAGGGGACUGGAAACGUCUUUGCUCUUGAUGAAGGCACAAGGAAAGCGUCGCCUCGGACCGGCGGGCGGAUCAGCCAGCGGACCAGGGACAAAAAAGAAAACCAGCAGCAAGGCUUUGGUGUCUGACUCCAUUAUUUUGAAGCCCCUUCUGGUUUUGAGGGGCGAAAGGGAACCUGGAGAAGAAACGCAGGCAACGGACGGCUGGAGGAAGGACCUGCAUCGGCCCCGCUACGCGUGAAGCCGGGGACUGUCCCGAGGGCGGGCUCAGAGCCUCCAGAGCGUGGGGAGAGGGUUUCUCCCAACUGCGGGAUAACGGGACGGGGACGGAAGCGCCGGAGCCGACGUUUUCCCCGUCCAGCCCAAGGAUCUGCUUUGCCAAAGUGUCCCCGACACACUCACUCACUGGGGCAGACCUGGGAAAGAGGGAAACGACGUGUCCCCGGACUCACAGAGGUGGUUUGUGGGUUUGGUUUUUGUUGUUGUUUGGGUUUUGUUUUUUUGGGUUUUUUUGUUUUGAGUUUUGUUUUUUUUUUUUAAUUAACUUAAUGCAAAUGUCCUCAUUCAGCUGGCACGGUUCCUCCUUGCCCUGCCCGGGGUUGUGUGCGGAGCGCGCUGGCUCCUCGCUCUCUGGCCGGUGGCAGGAAGAGGCAGGGGAGCAGCUGGUGUUUUUGGGGACAGGGCGUUAAGCGCACUUUGUCACCUGCCUCCUUAUUUAUUUUAUUAUUAUUAUUAUUUCUUUUUGCUCUGUGGCUCACUACCGUCGGCACGCCGUGGCAUUCCCGGCUCCGCUGCCCUUCUCCUGGCUCUGGGGUUCCUCUGUGGGCAUCCAUGGGGCCAGGCUGGCUCUGGGAGGAGAGGUCCCCUCUGUCCCCAGCUGUGGCUGCAGGGGUGCUGUCUAUCUGUCUGUCUGUCUGUCUGUCCAGCCUGCAGGGACCGGGGAAAGGCUGCGACUCUUCAACUUUGCACUGGAGGCUGGUCCUGACCACCUCUCCCUGUCACCGGUGGCCGAGGGUGGUCAGGGUGAGGUCUGGGAAGCCCCAGAAGAAAGGGGUGAGCUCGCCACCUUGCCUCCCAAGGUCCUCCCAAGGCUUGGGGACUGUGCCAUUGCCACCCGGAGCAGGGCUCUGCUGGUGACAGCCGCGGUCCUGGAGGGGAGAGCCCGCUCCCCCUGCCUUUCCCUGCGCUGGGGCCGGGGCCGGAGCCGCUGCCCUCCUUUCUCCAGAGCCCCCUCGGCAUCACCCCGGGCUCAAAUCUCCCUGCCCUUUUUGGGGGAGAGGAGACCAGAGACUCCGACAGCAGCUCCCUGGGAAACAAAAGCCAUGUUUACAUCAGACAGCUUUUGGCUCGCUGGCCCCAGCCGCCGUGGCGUGAGCGUGACCCCGGGGAGCAGCCGCUUCCACCAACCCCUUCCUUCCUCUCCAGCUCCUGGGGAUCCGGCUUCCUUUAGUACAUCAGGCCCCCCCAAAAAAGCCGUUUCUUUUUUCCUGCUUGGCAGGUUUGAGAAGUGCCGGGGUGGCCUGGAAAAGAGAAGUCAGGGCCAUCCCUUGGCCACUGCGUCCCCGCUCCUCCCCAAAAGGCUUCCACGCGGCGGCACAUCUCUCUCUCUCUCUCUCUUCCCUCGGUGGCAGAGCAGCCCUGUGUCCCUGCAGGGAGAGGUGGCAGCUGCCCCAGCCUUACUCCCUUUUUUGGGGGGGUCCCUGGUGGCUCCCGGGUCCCCUGAGCUGGUGGCCCUGGGGGAAAUCAGCCAAAACCCAGAGCCGGUCGAGCCCCUCCAUCACCAUCACCCUCCCUCUCCCACCUCUGGGUGCUCAAACCCCUCCAUGGCCUUGGGCGAGGUGGGGGCGAACCCCAAAAAUCCUUGGGGGGGGGGGGGGGGGAGGGAACAACCCAUCCUAUCCCCCCCCCUGGCAUUUUUCCCCCCCCUCCCUGCCCCGAGUCCGCGGGAAGAAGCCACGUAAAUGUACAUUUCCAGAGAAGCUUUUGGGUGUAAAUCAGUGUAAACUUGGAGAGGGAAAAUUUUUCUAUCUUGUAGAGUAGGUAUUUUUAUAGAAUGAAGGUUGAUCAUUUUUUUAAUACUUUAAAAAAAAGAAGAGAGAAAUGUAUCUGUGUAUACACAAAAGCAUAUAUAUAUAUAUAUAUAUGUACAAAUAUAUAAAUAUCGGAGAUCUGCCUUUUCUCGACUCGGGAUCCCGGAUCCCCAGGUCAAACAAUUGUCUUUUUUCCUGUCGCUCACCCAGAGGUACUGUAACUGUAAAUAAGCACCGGGAAAAAGUUUUAAGCAAACAAAGCACUGACUUGCACAUUCACCAUGCUUUAAAGUCCCUAUGGAGAAAAAAAAAAAAAAAUAAUACAAAAAAACAAACAAACAAACAAACAACAAAAAAAAAUCCCCAACCUGUACUUCCCAAAAAUGUUCCCUCUUUCCCCACCGCUCUGUGAAGGAAGUUCUCCCUCCACCCCACCCCCCCCCUCAUAAAAAAAAGAGGCAAAAACAGCAUUGUCUUAAAUGAUGUAUCGAUUCUUGUCGGAUUAAAAGCUGUUACUAUUCCUG